UAAUAGAUUGUGAUGAGAAGUCAGAACCAUCGUAAUUGAUGUUUAUUGUUUUGAAGUUUAAUGGCAUCUUCGUAGUUUCUACCCGUCCAAAUGAAACAAAUAGAUGGAGUCAACAGAAACCCGUGAUGUAGUAUCAAAAGUGUAGAGCAGAAAAGGGAGAUCAGAUCAAAACAAUUCACCAAAACCAAAAAGGUUUCAUUCAAAAUCAUCAAACAGAGUGAAACAAGAAAGGAAUCUUCGAUUUUAUUUGUUUAUUUUUAAUCUAAUUCCAGAGGACAAGAUAGAGAAUCAAUCAAGAUUUGAAGGAGUAAACUAAUAUAUACACAUAUAUAUAUAUAAAGAGAGAGAAAGAGAGGAAAUUUGGUAUUUGGUUGAUGGUCUUUAUGGGUGCGGCGGGUUCGAGGCUGGAGAAAGCUCUGGGCGAUCAGUUUCCAGAAGGCGAGCGAUACUUUGGACUCGAGAACUUCGGCAACACUUGCUACUGCAACAGUGUCUUGCAGGCUCUUUAUUUCUGUGUUCCAUUUCGUGAAGAUUUACUGGAGUACUACGGGAAAAAUAAAAAUCCAGGGGAUGCAGAAGAAAAUCUUCUUACGUGUUUGGCAGAAUUAUUUACGCAGAUAAGUUCACAGAAAAAGAAAACAGGUGUAAUUGCUCCAAAACGCUUUGUACAUAGACUGAAGAAACAAAAUGAGCUUUUCCGCGGUUAUAUGCAUCAGGAUGCCCAUGAGUUUCUGAACUUCUUGUUAAAUGAACUUGUUGACAUACUGGAGAAAGAGUCCCGUGCAGCAACAAGUUCACCAGAAACUUCUUCACCUUCUGAAAAGAUCACAAAUGGGCCAAGGAAUGAUCAGGUCAAUGGCGUUAAGAAAGAGCCAUUAGUUACCUGGGUUCACAAAAAUUUUCAGGGUAUACUUACGAAUGAGACAAAAUGCCUAAGGUGUGAGACAGUGACAGCAAGGGACGAGACCUUCUUAGAUUUGAGCCUUGACAUUGAACAGAACAGUUCAAUUACAAGUUGCCUUAAAAAUUUCAGUUCCACGGAAACUCUGAAUGCUGAAGAUAAAUUCUUCUGCGACAAGUGCUGCAGUUUGCAGGAAGCCCAGAAGAGGAUGAAGAUAAAAAAACCACCUCACAUUCUGGUUAUUCAUCUGAAGCGAUUCAAGUACAUGGAACAACUCAGUCGGUACAAGAAAUUGUCAUACCGUGUUGUGUUCCCACUGGAGCUGAAACUGUGCAACACCGUGGAAGAUACCGACUCCGAGUACUCCUUAUUCGCCAUUGUUAUUCACGUUGGUACUGGACCAAACCAUGGUCACUAUGUUAGCCUCGUGAAAAGCCAUAACCACUGGUUGUUCUUUGAUGAUGACAAUGUAGAAAUGAUUGACGAGUCUGCAGUUCAAACUGUCUUCGGAUCUGCUCAGGAGUAUUCACGCAAUACAGAACACGGGUACAUCCUCUUUUAUGAGAGCCUUGCUACCGGUGUCAAUAGCUGAUAAAAUUAAGGCAUUACAUUUAUGAUGUUACUCUUUAACCUCUUAAGUGGUGGAGGAGGGCAUUUUUUCUAUCCUCUACUUGUUUUGUUUGUUAUACGUUCUCUUGGAUUAACAUGUUGGACUAUAUCAGAAAUCUUCUGAUGGUUUUCGUGUAUAGUGUGGAUGUUGAAAGUACACUGACCUGUUGUUUGUUUUAACAA
Molecule: messenger RNA, 1693 nt
Organism: Cornus florida
Lineage: Eukaryota; Viridiplantae; Streptophyta; Magnoliopsida; Cornales; Cornaceae
Product: ubiquitin carboxyl-terminal hydrolase 4-like
Exons: 6
Coding region: 375-1493 (372 amino acids)
Biological process (GO): protein deubiquitination
Cellular component (GO): nucleus; cytosol
Molecular function (GO): cysteine-type endopeptidase activity; cysteine-type deubiquitinase activity
Source: RefSeq, a predicted model, not a curated record